CGGACCGUACCAUCCGGCGCCCCCGGACCGAACCAUCCGCCGCCCGCGUCCCCCGCUGGGUGCGCGGCCCGAGCUGGCGGCGGCGCGGGACGAUGCACUUCUCCGUCCCCGAGACCGAGAGCCGCGGCGGGGAGGGCGGCGCCGCCGCCUACGUGGCCUACAACGUCCACGUGAACGGCGUGCUGCACUGCCGGGUGCGCUACCGCCAGCUGCUGGGCCUGCAUGAACAGCUAAGGAAAGAGUAUGGGGCCAAUGUGGUGCCCGCCUUUCCUCCAAAGAAGAUCUUCACCCUCACCCCGGCGGAGGUGGAGCAGAGACGAGAGCAGCUGGAGAAAUACAUGCAGGCUGUGCGGCAGGACCCGGUGCUGGGAGGCAGCGAGACCUUCAACAGCUUCCUGCGCAAGGCGCAGCAGGAGACGCAGCAGAUCCCCACUGAGGAGGUACCGCUGGAGGUGCUGCUCUCCAACGGCCAGAAAGUCACGGUCACCAUCCUGACCUCAGACCAGACGGAAGACGUCCUGGAGGUAGGUGCGGCAGGGCAGAGGCGCUGGUGGGGGGCACAGGUGCGGGAAGGGCCUGGGGAGCGAGAGCAGGGCCUGUGCUGGGGCAGGGGGCGAGCUCUAGGUCGCUUCCCGGCGUGCCCUCACCCCCGGGCUGGGCUGUCUCUGGGGUCGCUCACCAACAUCCCCCCACCUCCCCCCCGGGCUGUCUCUGGGGUCUCUGCCGUCUGGGGUGCCCAGGGCCCCUGUGUGUGCCCUGGUGCCCAGCCCUGCAGCAGCCUGGCUGGAAGCAGGGUGUGGUGGGGGCUGCGGCCCUGGGCAGGGCUCGGGGCUGCGAGAAGCGGUGACUCUCUGCUUGCUCACCAGGCCGUCGCCUCCAAGCUGGAUCUGCCCGAGGACCUAGUUGGCUACUUCAGCCUCUUCCUGGCAAGGGAAGCCAAGGACGGAGCCUUUUCCUUCAUGAGGAAGCUGCAGGAGUUCGAGCUGCCGUACGUGUCUGUCACCAGCCUCCGCAACCCCGAGUACAAGAUCAUCCUGCGCAAGAGUUACUGGGAUUCUUCCUAUGACGACGACGUCAUGGAGCAGCGGGUGGGGCUGAACUUGCUGUAUGCGCAGGUGAGUGUCCGCGUGGGCCCAGCCCAGCCUGGCUGCUCUGUCAGAGCUGCCAGGGGCGCCGAGCCAGCCAGGCCCUCGGGCCCCUUGUCUGUGCUGCGGGGCCCGGCCCCGCACAGCCUGCCCCUCAUGGCCUCUGCUCCUUUGCAGACGGUGUCAGACAUAGAACGCGGCUGGAUCCUCGUCACCAAGGAGCAGCACCGGCAGCUCAAGUCCCUGCAGGAGAAGGUCUCCAAGAAGGAGUUCAUCCGCCUGGCGCAGACCCUGAAGUACUACGGCUAUCUCAAGUUCGAGCCCUGCGUCACCGACUUCCCCGAGAAGGGCUGCCAGGUCAUCGUCAGCGCCGGCAACAGCGAGCUGAACUUCCAGGUGCGGCUGCCCAGCGAGCAGAUCAAAGAGGGCAGCUUCAAGGUGACACGCAUGCGGUGCUGGCGGGUCACGUCCUCGGUUCCCACGAGCAGCGGGCUGCCGGGGAGCAGCCCGGGGAAAGCGGAGGUGAAGCUGGAGCUGGCCUUCGAGUACCUGAUGAGCAAGGACCGGCUGCAGUGGGUGACCAUCACCAGCCCCCAGGCCAUCAUGCUGAGCAUCUGCCUGCAGUCCAUGGUGGAUGAGCUGAUGGUGAAGAAGUCUGGCGGCAGCAUCCGCAAGAUGUUCCGCAGGCGAGCCAACGGGGCCCUGCGGCGCUCGGACAGCCAGCAAGCUGUGAAGUCCCCACCCCUGCUGGACUCGCCCGAUGCCAGCAGGGAGCCCAUGCUCAAACUCUCGAGCAAGCUCACCUCCGUCAGCCUGCGGGGCGUCAGCCACUCCGGCUCCACCAGCGACCUGGGCACCGACGACUUCCACGGCAACUACGCCUUCGAGGGGAUCGGCGACGAGGACCUGUAGCCCGCUCCGGCCACCCACGGCCACUGCGGCUCUGGGGAACGACCCAUGUGCCUCUGCCGGGUCACCAUCUGCCUGCCCUGCCCCGCUUCAGCCCCCUCCACCUGCCAUUGCCUUGGGGGGAACCACCUCCCAGCCGCUGCCACCACCUUCCUGAGGGCGGCCCCUGCCCAGACUCAGCCCACGGAGCCCAUUUCACGGGGGACUAACGCUCACCUGCACGUGGCGAGAGCAAGGGUUGCACACAGCCCCCAUCAGGAUGUGGCCCGGUCCAGCGCCACGAGGCAGCUGCCCCACCCCUGCAGGAGGGCUCAGCGGCCUGGGGCCAGGACUGGCCUGUAGCCUGCACUUUGAGCCAGUCUGAGGGUUGGCUGCCAUGGGGGGGCAGGGGGAGGUGGAGGCAGAGGCCUGGGGCUGUUCCCAUGGCGACAGACACCUCCCGGCCUUCAUAAAUGCCAAAUUAGCAGCUAGGUCUUUGCACAAAGACGAACGGACGAAGUUUAGCUGUGGCUGGUGCUGUGCCUGCCGCUUCUAACCCGCUCACAGACGCCAGCACAAUCGCCAGGCUUGUAACCUGCCGCGCUCUGCUGUUCGCAGGGGAUUGGAGCAUUAAUGGACAUUAACCAAUAUUUACACGCUGCAGCGAUUAAAGCGGAUCAUGAUUGGUA
Molecule: messenger RNA, 2662 nt
Organism: Chelonia mydas (Green sea turtle)
Lineage: Eukaryota; Metazoa; Chordata; Testudines; Cheloniidae
Gene: SNX17
Product: sorting nexin 17
Exons: 13
Coding region: 93-1997 (634 amino acids)
Biological process (GO): signal transduction; intracellular protein transport
Cellular component (GO): cytoskeleton; early endosome
Molecular function (GO): phosphatidylinositol binding
Source: RefSeq, a predicted model, not a curated record